GUCUAGUUUCGUCUAGUUUCAACCGGAAAGCCUAUCUUGACAAAACUUUUUAGAAAAAGCAUCUAUUCUGCAAGUUCACCAACUUCAGAAAUAGUUUGUACAUGUAUGUGGGUCUACUGUUGUCUCCUCUGGAUGUGAAGUUACUGCUAUUUCACCGAAGAAAUUCCAAACUUUCAUUUAAAUCGAACCACAUGUUGUGAACAUAUAGUUUCUCAAGGCUGACUUGUUCAAGACACUUCAGAUCUCUCGCUCCAUCAGUGAUUUUGGACUAAUCUUUGAUUUCGGACUAAUCCGUUACUCUUGACUGGGAGCUUGUUGAAGACAUCUUCGUUUCUUUAGGAGAAGUUUUGAGAGAGUUGUGAUCUCAAGAUGAGUACCGAUAAUGUAGCGUUCAGUCCUCCUGACGAGGGACCGGUCACCAGUGGUAAUGGGACGAAAAAGAGUGAUGAGUACAACGACAUUGAGUUGAAGGAUACCCUACCCGCAAGUACCCCAAGAAAACCUGGCUACGAUGUUGACGAUACGCUCAACAACACUCUCGAUAUACCAGAGGAAGGGAAGGGCCAAAAUGUCGGACAAUGCUGGACUCACCUGGACGGCGUUUUCGAUGUCGUCAAGGAGUUCUACGGCGACCACAAGAAGUACUUCCACUACGCCUUUGGCGUCGUGGCUCUCGUCCUCUACCUGAUCUACCUCGUCUUCUCGUGCAUCUACGACUUAGAGGGCGCUACAACCCUGCUCGUCAUCACAGGAAUUGCGAUCGUGCUGUACGUGUACAACGUCGUCCAGAACCUCUGGGGUCAGCAGAUCUAUGAGGCUGCCAUCAAACCCGUAGAAAACGCCAUGAACAAGAGCUGGCGCUACAUCAAAUGGCCUUUCUUCCUUGUUCUCAUCGCUGGCCUGGCGGUCAUCCUCUACUUCCUGACCCGUGACAACCCCGAUCAGCUCAUCUCCUUCUCCGGCCUGGUCAUCUUCAUCUUAUUCUCUUUCAUCUGCUCCAAGCAUCCUAGACAUGUGAAAUGGCGGCCUGUGAUCUGGGGGUUGGCCCUUCAGUUCCUUCUGGGGCUGUUCAUCCUCAGGACCAGCAUCGGCUUCGCCAUCUUCAACUGGAUGGGUAACCUGGUCCAGACCUUCCUCAGCUACUCCACAGCCGGUUCCAUUUUCCUCUUCGGAGAUCUCUACUACCAACAUUUCUUCGCCUUUGCGGUGUUGCCGAUCGUGAUCUACUUCAGCAGCGCCAUCUCCAUCCUCUACUACCUCGGUGUCAUGCAGGUCGUCGUCAAGAAGAUCGCCUGGAUCAUGCAGCGCACCAUGAAGACGUCCGCCUCAGAGUCCCUCAACGCAGCUGGAAACAUCUUCAUCGGACAGACCGAGGCACCCCUCCUAAUCCGUCCCUACCUCCCUCAAAUGACCCGCUCGGAGAUCCACGCCGUCAUGACUGGAGGUUUCGCCACCAUCGCUGGGAGUGUGCUCGGUGCCUUCGUCGCCAACGGCAUCAGCGCGACCCAUUUGAUCUCCGCCUCCGUCAUGUCGGCGCCUGCUGCCCUCGCGGUCUCGAAGCUCAUGUACCCCGAGACAGAGAAGUCGAGAACCGUUACGGAAGAAGACGUGAAGUUACCUAAAGGGGACGAGAGGAACAUCAUCGAGGCUGCAUCGAAGGGUGCCUCCCAGGCCAUUCCUCUGGUUCUUAACAUCGCCGCCAACCUGGUGACCUUCUUGGCGCUCGUGGCCUUCCUGGACGGAGUCCUGGGGUACCUUGGAGGCAGGGUCGGCUACAGUGAACUCUCCUUCAGGCUGAUCUGUGGGUACGCCUUCAGGCCCAUUGCUUUCAUCAUGGGGGUCCCAUGGGCAGAAUGUGAGCAGGUCGCGACCCUCAUCGGGCUCAAGACCUUCAUCAACGAGUUUGUAGCCUACGACGAGCUCGCCGUCAUCCUCAAGGAAAGGGCCGCUGGUGCCAGGAUAUUUUCGGAGCGAUCGGAAGUAAUCGCGACGUACGCCCUCUGUGGUUUCGCCAACAUCGGGUCCAUCGGGAUCCAGAUUGGCGGUCUAACGCCCAUGGCGCCGUCCAAGGCCAAGGAUCUGGCCGCUGUAGCCGUCCGUGCCCUCAUCGCAGGAACAGUAGCCUGCUUCAUGACUGCCUGUAUAGCAGGUAUCCUAUUUGUUCCCGGGGAAACAUACGUAAUGACAACAGCUGCCAUCAACGCCACCAUGAGCAGCAACGUCACAGCCGCAAUAGAGGCAACGACUGCCGCCCUCACAACGUUAUGAUGAGAAAGGAUCGACCUUCGUCGGUGAACCUGUACAUUUAGCCUUUCCAUAGAGCGUAAUCAUUUUUUAUAUCGAGUUGAGUGUGUGUAGGGUGUGUGGGAGUGGUUCUGGAAACGGAACAAGAGAUGAAUUUUAAUGUUAUACGAAGCUUGCGUCGAAGUAAUAACAAACCAAAUGAAGCAAUAGUAGAAGUUAUUCGGCGGAAUAACGAGCUCAAAUAUGCGAUUGAUUGAAUUCCUUGAAAGGAUUAGAAUAUUUGCCUCAGUGACUCCUGACCUGUUCUUUUCUUUGAGCUGACAUGCCCCGAUAAGACGUAAAACUGCAAAUGUUGUAUGUUCUGUAUGACAAUUUUAUUGCUGUUAAUAUGUCACCGAUGUCCUUUGAUCCUGACAUCAUAACUGAAAUUAUUUUAUUUACUCCCCAACAGGAGUAGGGAAAAGAGGUUUGUUUUUUUAAUGUCUAUUUCUCAGGUCGGACUAAUCCUAAUGGUCCAUUUCGCAGUAAAGCGAGCAAAAAAUUCCGCAAGAUUUUAAUCCUGCAAAUUCCAAUCAUUUUUAUCGCCUGUAAAGAUAGUGAAAUUCUAUGCAUAGUGCUAAUUUAUUGAACUUUUUAUACAAAUCCUUGUAUUUAAGCAUCUGAGGCUACCCUGUAUAUAACUAUUUUCUUCUGUAUUUAUUCUCCAUCCUUUACCCUUCUUUAAUUUUAUGACUUAAUGAUUUAAACAAUAAUCAACUCCAUUUUAUUAAAAAAACGUGGUCAUUCCUUUUGCUAGGAAAAUAUAAUCAAUUGAAAAUCUUGAUUUUUAUCACUGUUUUAGUGUGUGAUCCUGCUACAGUGGGUUUAAAACGUGGUGGUCUUGCGUUCGUAGACUAGCCACGAGAAGUUUCUCAGUAAUUUUAGACUUUUUUUAUAAUAAACUUUACUUCGAGCUCUCAUUUGAUUUUGUUUUUAACACCAGCUUUUUUUUUCACACUUAUCAUAUGUUAUGAAAGGUGUUAUUUUGUAGGAAGAGGUAGAGCAUGGACAAUUUUAGACAUUUUACAUUUUUAACAGAGUAUAGAGAAUUAUAGCUAUUUUUAGAUUUUUAUUGUUCCUUAGGCAACUGAUACUUCACGUUUUAAAAAAGAAUGGUCUGUUAUUGAUCAUAACCCUCCGUGUAUUGCUGAUAAUCUUCAAAAAGUAACAAGCGUUUGGUGAUUUAUUUAUUCAUUUAUGUCUAUAAACAUGUGACUCGGUCUCUGGACAAAACAGACACGAUUCAUGAAGAAGACUUUGGACCUGUUUCACAAAACCUUUUUUCAACGACAAAUGACAAAAAUCAGUGACAAAUCUGCUGACAACCAAUCAGCAGCAAGGAUUUCAGUAACGUAUAACAGAAACUGUCAUUUGUCACUGAUAUCAAGUUUUGUGAAACGCCACCCUGGACCCCUGCUGAUGUUACGUGCCUUUACCUUGAAAAAAUGAGCUAAAUGUGUAUUUAUUAUCAAGUAAUAGACAUGUCUAGUUGAUCAUUGUGUCUUGGAAAUAUGUCUGCUAUGUCUCUUUGCUCACUCGCAAAGUUUGUCCCCUUACAAUUUUUAAUUGUAAUAAAAUAGAAAAGAUGGGUUUGAAAAAGAAAUUAUAGAUCAGAAUACAUAUUUUCUGCAUUUGUAAUGCUACUAAUGAUGAGUUUAAUGUAAUGAGCAUGAUAUUCAAUUUUUUUUUUAAAGGAUUGUGAUUUAGAGGCAACUUAAAUUCAUGCAUUACAUGAAACAGGGUCCCGUUUCACAAAACUUCUUAUCAAUAACAAGUAACAAUAACUGUUAUAAGCUACUGAAAUCGUGGCAUCUGAUUGGCUGAGAGCUAAUUUGUCAUAGGAUUUUAGCAUUUGUUAAAGAUAACAAGUUUCAUGAAACAAGGCCCAGGCGUAAAACUCAAUACUAUUACAAGCAAGAAACUGUUGAGUUGUAAAGUAUCCUCUAUUUAAAAAAAAAUUUAAGUAAAUAAUCAGAUACAUGUAUACAUCAGUGUGUGGUAGCGCUGAGUGAAUAAUGCAAUAAGUUAUAUUUGUUGGAGAUUAAAUUCUUUUGGGGGGCAGGGAGGGGGGGGGGGGGGUCAGUAAUAAGAUGCAAAUCCAUUGUAUGUUUAUAAACCAUGUGAAGAAAAAAAUCCUGUCGUUUCUUUGCAACAUUCAUAUCUAUAACUAUGGGCAGUAGCUGCCUGGUUAGGUAUGAUAACCCCAACAGUUCUUUUCAGAACUACCCUCUGCCGAGGUCAAAGGUUGUGACCCAACCUCUGACCCGCCAGGGGGUGACCCCAAAAGCUCUUUUCAGAGCUACCUGUAAAUAGUCUAUUUAUGCAAGGAAAUACAUGGAUUAAUACAAAACUUCACAUGGUUGUAUACACAAAGUACUGUCCACUUGCCUGUUUGUGUCGAUUGGCAACCCCAUUCUUCCCUCCAACCCCCUAAAUAAAAAAGUAAGAGUAGACUUUUAUACGUAUUCAAGGUGCUAUGCGAAUAUGAUAUAAGUUACUGGUUUUAGUGAUGUCCCUCCCGUUUAUUUCUAGUUUCAUUAAAUUCAGCACUAUUUGGCCUUAAAAAAAAGAUUAAAUUGAGUGCAGCUCGAUCCUUUCAUUCUAAAUAUGAAAUGAGGUAUUGCGGAGUAAUUGUAGAUGGAGGCGCAUGGGAAUUUCAAUAUCAUUUCUAUUUUCAUCAUAUUGAUGAUACCUUUAUGCCCCUUUAAUCUAAAUAACAAUAAAGAACCAUAUAUUAAAUAAUAAAUUCGGAUUGCUGAAUAUUUUGGAUACUGGGAAUAAAGCGAGGGGUCACAUUUUAAUUGCAUUGAAUUAUUGAUUAAUGAAAUUAGUUACGAUUCAAAGAUGUAUUUAACUUCUGAAGACAUAUUGUGGCAUUGUGUAAAAUAUGUAAGAUAUGAUUGUGUCCAUAUUUUUGUAACUAUUUAAUCCUUAAUAUUAUUUUUUGGAUGAAAUGGCUUACAAAAUGAAUUUCUCAGAAAUUUGUAAUUGUUUUUUGUCUCUGUGUUUGAUGUAAAUAAAAGGAAACAGAUGUAUCUGUUGAUUAAAAUAAAGAUAAA
Messenger RNA from Strongylocentrotus purpuratus (purple sea urchin), 5342 nucleotides. Its product is annotated as solute carrier family 28 member 3. Bases 370 to 2268 code for a protein of 632 amino acids. Gene Ontology annotation, biological process: nucleoside transmembrane transport. Gene Ontology annotation, molecular function: nucleoside:sodium symporter activity. Lineage: Eukaryota; Metazoa; Echinodermata; Echinoidea; Camarodonta; Strongylocentrotidae. The record is from RefSeq and is a predicted model, not a curated record. The transcript has 11 exons. Gene Ontology annotation, cellular component: membrane.